Messenger RNA from Diaporthe batatas, 1134 nucleotides. RefSeq lists its product as uncharacterized. Gene Ontology annotation, cellular component: cytosol. The record is from RefSeq and is a predicted model, not a curated record. Gene Ontology annotation, molecular function: mRNA binding; metal ion binding. Bases 1 to 1134 code for a protein of 377 amino acids. Lineage: Eukaryota; Fungi; Ascomycota; Sordariomycetes; Diaporthales; Diaporthaceae. The transcript has 2 exons. Gene Ontology annotation, biological process: cytoplasmic translation.
AUGCCUCCGAAGAAGAAUGACAAGGGCGCCACCAAGAAGGUGGACGCCAAGAAAGCCGUCGAGGACAAGACCUUUGGCAUGAAGAACAAGAAGGGUGGCGCGGCCCAGAAGCAGAUCUCUCAGCUGCAGUCCCAGAUGAAGGCCGGAGGAAAUGCCGAGCAAAAGAAGAAGGAGGCAGAGAGGGCACAACGAGAGAAGGAAAAGAAGGCCGCUGAGGAGGCGAAAAGGGAAGCCGACCUGCUGCUCAACAAGCCCGCACAGAUCCAAAAGGUGCCCUUCGGUGUCGACCCCAAGACCGUCCUCUGUAUCUUCUACAAGAAGGGAAACUGUGAGAAGGGGAAAAAGUGCAAGUUCUCCCACGAUAUGGAGCUGGACCGGAAGACGGAGAAAAGGAGUCUGUACCAAGACACGCGCGCGGAGGAAGACGAGAAGAAGAAGGCUGAAACCUCGGCCGACUGGACCGAGGACCAACUGCGCUCAGUCGUCCUGUCCAAGAAGGGCAACCAGCGGACGACCACCGACAAGGUCUGCAAGUACUUCAUCCAAGCCAUAGAGGAUGGCAAAUAUGGUUGGUUCUGGGUCUGUCCCAACGGUGGUGACAAGUGCAUGUACAAGCAUGCACUACCGCCAGGCUUCAUACUCAAGACCAAGGAGCAGAGGGCCGCAGAGAAGGCACUGCUAGACAAGUCGCCGCUCAAGACUCUGACGCUCGAAGAGUUCCUCGAGUCGGAAAGACACAAGCUAGUCGGCACACUUACCCCUGUCACCCCAGAGACGUUUGCCGAAUGGAAGAAGAAGCGAAUUGACAAGAAGGCCGCGGAAGAGCAAGCUCGAAAGGCCAAGGAAGCCACUGGGAGGACCCUGUUUGAGAGCGGAAACUGGCGUAGGGACAGUGAUGACGAGGCCUCAGAUGACGAGGACGACGAUGUCUGGAACCUGCAAAAGAUGCGCGAGGAGACUGAGCGCAUACGGCAGAAGAAGGAGGACGAACGGCUGGCCAAGGAAUACGGCAUUCCCUACCUCAAUGGAGAGCCAGUAUCGGGUGAUGCCAGCACGGAAGACGCGGCCGGUGCCUCCCAACCUCCGGGAGCCCCGGAGGCCUCGAAGGACACAGGAGCCACUGCCGCCACCUGA